Molecule: messenger RNA, 470 nt
Organism: Pygoscelis adeliae (Adelie penguin)
Lineage: Eukaryota; Metazoa; Chordata; Aves; Sphenisciformes; Spheniscidae
Gene: CFAP144
Product: family with sequence similarity 183, member A
Exons: 4
Cellular component (GO): ciliary base
Source: RefSeq, a predicted model, not a curated record
AUGCCAGCAGUGGCCAUUCACACGAUCACCAAGAAGCCUAUGUCUUGGCAUGAUAAUAUAGAAGAGCCGGCAGAUGCCAAGUUUCUGAAUCUUAUUCACCAUGCAGCACUGGAGCCAACAAAGAAAUAUUCAGAGCCACAAACUGAAAGCCAGGAAAUUGGCUGGAACACAACACCUUUGAUUCCCGUGGACCGUACUGAUUGCAGACUCUACUUCCCACGCCGGAGAACCGAGAUCACUAAAUAAAUGGCUGCCAUGGGGCACGGGGAGGAGCAGUCUGAGAACCUACAGUAGUAGAGUGGUAAAGCCACACAACUUAGAUAGAAGCAGUUAAUGACAUCUAGUAUGUUAGGCUCUGCUUGUUAUUAGGCGAGUCUGGUAGAUUUCUGGCAAGAGAAGAUAGUGAGAAAAGGGAAGAGAGAACCUCAGUCUGUCCAGAUUUGCAGCCUGACAAUAGUUACAGAAAUAAA